Molecule: messenger RNA, 1705 nt
Organism: Sorghum bicolor (sorghum)
Lineage: Eukaryota; Viridiplantae; Streptophyta; Magnoliopsida; Poales; Poaceae
Product: PI-PLC X domain-containing protein At5g67130
Exons: 8
Coding region: 123-1391 (422 amino acids)
Biological process (GO): lipid metabolic process
Molecular function (GO): phosphoric diester hydrolase activity
Source: RefSeq, a predicted model, not a curated record
AGUGACGACUGUACUGUACUGAUAUGAAUAUCUGAUCACUCCUGGCCUGGCCUGUGAAAAGGAAAGAAGAGGUGGGGGGAGCGUGGUUUGGUGGCCAGUACUCCCCUGAUUUUCAGCAGCAGAUGGCGGCGCCGCUGCUCCCCUCUUCCGUCUCCGUGCUCCUCUCGCUACACAUCGCGCUGCUGCUGAUCCUCUGCUCCAGCCAGGUAGGGGAUUCCUGCUCCUCCGGGAGCGACUGCGGCACGGGCCUCUACUGCGGCAGUUGCCCGGCCGCAGGCAGGACAAAGCUCUCCUGCAUCAGGGACCUAGCCAUCCAGCCCACCUCCAUUGUGAAGGGGCUGCCCUUCAACAGGUACUCAUGGCUCGUCACCCACAAUUCCUUUUCCAUCCUCGGGGAGCCGUCGCGCACUGGGGUUGAGAGGGUCACGUUCUACAACCAGGAGGACUCCGUCACCAACCAAUUGAGGAAUGGUGUCAGGGGAUUGAUGCUUGAUAUGUAUGACUUCAACGAUGAUGUAUGGCUCUGCCACUCCCUGCAAGGGCAAUGCUAUAACUUCACCGCUUUUGUACCAGCAGUUGAGACACUAAAAGAGGUGGAAGCAUUUCUCUCUGAGAAUCCCACAGAGAUCAUAACAAUAUUUAUCGAGGAUUAUGUUCAAUCACCGAUGGGUCUGAGCAAGGUCUUUACUGCUGCUGACUUGAUGAAGUAUUGGUAUCCCAUCUCGGAAAUGCCAACUGGUGGCAAGGACUGGCCAAGUGUCACAGAUAUGGUUGCAAAAAACCGCAGGUUGCUGGUGUUUACUUCUGAUGAUUCAAAGGAGGCUAGUGAAGGAAUAGCUUACCAAUGGAGCUACUUGUUAGAGAAUGAAUCUGGAGAUCCAGGGAUUGUGCCUGGUUCUUGUCCAAACAGGAAGGAAUCACAGCCACUGAACUCAAAGUCUGCAUCUCUAUUUUUGCAAAAUUACUUCCCCACGAUGCCUGUGCAGAAUGAAGCAUGUAAAGAGAAUUCUGGGUUACCACAGAUGGCCCAAGCUUGUUAUGCUGCAGCUGGAAAUAGAAUCCCGAACUUCAUAGCUGUGAAUUUCUACAUGCGAAGCGAUGGUGGUGGUGUUUUUGAUGUUCAAGACAGAAUCAAUGGCCGCACCUUAUGUGGUUGUGACACCAUUGCUGCUUGCCAGGCUGGGGCACCAAUGGGUGCAUGCAAGGACACUGGGGCACCAAAUCAGACUACAUCGUCCUCUUCCUCUGUAAAUGGAAAUGUCUAUUCAGGAACUAUAGAAUUCAAGACACAUUCCACUAGUGCUGCCAGCAAUACCUCCAUCCGGAGAAGUCUUGUUUUUCUGCUAAGGCUGCAGAUGACUUCACUGCUUUUCUUAUCUUUCAGGCUUUAGUUUUUAUAUUUCGACUUUUUUUGUUGUUGUUGUUGUGAGCUUUCUUCUGUAUUGGGAUGGCGGCUAGUGCCUUGCUAGCUUUAUAAUCUAUAUAAUAUAUAGUUGAGAAGGGGAGUAGACUAAGGUUGGAUCAAUGUUAAUGCAAGAAUGAGUAGAGAUGUUACUCUGCUCUCCCGGGAGUAGUAGUACGAAUACAAAGAAACUGAUGAGUGGAUGUUCAUGCUGGUCCGUGUCAUAUGCAAAUGUUUUACUCCCUCCAUCCCAAAUUGAGAGGGGGAGUACACUUAAGAAAGAAAAAGGGUAUGAUCAUCUGA